Messenger RNA from Linum trigynum, 1912 nucleotides. NCBI's taxonomy places the organism in Eukaryota, Viridiplantae, Streptophyta, Magnoliopsida, Malpighiales, Linaceae. The record is from the annotation of a GenBank genome assembly.
GAUGCCCGCAAACCUACCCGCCUUCCUGAGUCACCACCAGGAUAACCAAACAAAGCUCCAACCUUUUUCUUCCACGUUCAACCCAAAAGCCACCAAUGGCUCAGCCAUUUAUAACUGAGCCAUGCUUCUUUCCAUCUUCUCUUCUUCUGUAACCAACUCUGCUCUCAUUUCCUCCCUUCUGCUAACCCCUCGACGAACUUCCCCUGCUUCUCCCUUCUUUCUCAGAAAAGUCAUAACCAGAGCUAUCUCCUUCUGCAUCACAACUUCCACCAUGUCCGUUAACUUGCAAGCCCAUGCCUUCGCCGGCAACCCUCUGAGAUCCACUAUUCCCAAGCCCGGCGACCCGUUUUCCCCAUCCUCUGCCCUCGAAACCCUCAGGAGCCGGCUCAUGGAGAGUACCAGUAGCAACCAGUUGAUUUCUCCAAGUUUCCAAGUUUUGCCCUUCAGGAAGGGCCGGCCUCUGGCUUCUUCCGUCGAUGGGGACGGCGGCGAUGCUUCGGGGCCAAAUUGGCAUCUGGGAUGGAUUGGUCUUGCUGAUUGCAGAGGGUAUCUGGCUAAGUCUGGAGUUGAAUUGACCGCCGAGAGCUUGGUGUUUCUGGGUUUCAUGCCCGAUGAGGAUGUAGUUUACUGGGCAAUUGAUGUUUCUAGUGAGAAUAGUUUGGUUCCUGAAUUGGGUGGGAAACGACUAUGUUUUGUGGAGUUGAGAACUCUUAUGGUGGCUGCUGAUUGGACUGAUGAUCGCGCCAUGGCGGAUUUGGCCAUUGCUGGUCAUGCAAGAGCAUUGCUAGAAUGGCAUAAGCUAAGUCGUUUCUGUGGAUCUUGUGGAGCAAAUACUGUCCCUGCCGAAGCUGGCAGAAGGAAACAAUGCUCGAAUGAGACUUGUAAGGCGAGAGUCUAUCCUCGUAUUGAUCCGGUUGUGAUCAUGUUGGUUAUUGACAAAGAGAAUGAUCGAGUACUUUUGAGCAGACAAUCGAGAUUUGUACCUCGAAUGUGGAGUUGCUUAGCUGGUUUUAUAGAGCCUGGAGAAAGCUUAGAAGAGGCUGUGAGGAGAGAAACUUUUGAAGAGGCUGGAAUUGAAGUAGGAGAAGUUGUCUAUCAUAGCUCUCAGCCAUGGCCUGUUGGCCCAAACAGCAUGCCAUGCCAACUGAUGGUCGGUUUCUUUGCUUAUGCAAAGACGCUGGAAAUCAAUGUCGACAAAACCGAGUUAGAAGAUGCGGAAUGGCACAGCCGAGAAGAAGUACAGAAAGCACUGUCUUUAGCAGAGUACAAGAAGGCACAAACCACAGCAGCAGCCAAAGUAGAGCAGAUGUGCAAGGGCGUCGAAAAAGGUCAGAGCUUGUCUGCAGAUUUCAACGUCGAAAGCGGUGAACUUGCUCCAAUGUUCUUCCCUGGCCCUUUCGCAAUUGCUCAUCACCUCAUCUCUUCGUGGGUCAAUGGCAAGUCAACCAUCGGUGUUGGUGGGAGACAACCCAGUACUUCUCUCUCAAAUCUAUAGCGCCCUUCUUCUCAUCAUUCCCAGAAACCCAUUAUCGUUUGUGCAAAUAAUGUUUUGCAAAAGAGCAGAUUGUAUCAGCACCCUUUUAUUUUCGAUUCGGGAUGAUGCUUCUGGAACAAUGGCUUCGAGUGUAUUUGAUUGAUGGAUUGUACCAACUGUCAUCAACCAACUGAAUCAAAACAGUCUAUGUAUGUUUGUAUGUUCAUUCAUAUAGCAAAGAUGGAUUGUACCAACUGUGAAAUAUUCUACGUUAUGCUCCUUUUUACUCUGAACUUGCUCCCCUAACCGGAUCAUGGUUAUUGGUUAUCUCUAAUAAGAGAGUUUUGCUGGAAACCAGGAAUAUCAGGAGGUGGUGCCUCAGAAGCCAGAAGGCUUAAUCGAUUUAGUCCAGUGUCUUAAAAAAAUCUUUAUGUCGUU